UAAUUAUUUAUAUACAUACAUACAUACAUACAUACAUAUAUACAUACAUACAUCAGUCGGAGCAAACCAUAGGGAGCAAGCAGAUAGAUACCAUUUCUCCUUGGUCUCUGCUUCAAUUCCUGUCUACAGGGUCCUGCCUUGAGUUCCUACCCUGACUUCCGUUCAUGGUGGAUUACAAACUGUAAGCAGAAAAAAGCCCUUUCCUGUCCACGUGGCUUUUAUGAUGGUGUUCCUCAUAGCAAUCGAGAGAAAACUAGGACAAAUCUGUGUCCUGUUUUUAGCUGGCUCACUUGUUUUCUGGACUCUGGGUUUUUAAAUAGUUCUCUAUGGACUGGAUGUUAGCCCUCCAGCAAACAAAUAGCGGGCAAAUGCAAGCGACACCAACGGGUUCAGAGAUGGUGUUUAUAGUUACGGCCGUGUGCAUGUGCAUAGACAAUGACAAUUAAAGAAGGACAGAUAAUUAAAGGGCUGGUUGUGAGUUUGAGGGGGGUAGCGUGAGUAGAGUUAGUGUGGGAGAGAGUAGGUAGAAAUAAUAUAAGUGCGUCUGCUGCUACACUGCUUCCAGUGAUGGACAUAGGGAAGGCUCCUCUUGCAAGAGGUCAGGACUGCUUGGAAGACGACGCCCAUGGUUACUCGCCCAUCUUUACUCAGGGCCCAGUCAGUGGAGGCUCAGAAGAAAAAGUGUUCGCUAUUUAACAGCCAGUAAGUGAAUAGGAAAAGUAAGUCAUGAUCCUCAGGACAUUGACUUUUAGAAUUUUUUAUUGGAACCUCAGAGUCAGCGGAGAAUCCUUGAACCUGGCCAGCAGUCGCUGGCUGAGGGGAAGAAGAUGCCUGAAGUCCCCAGCUGGUGAUCAGUUUGCCUAUUCAUCUAAUCCUGUUUCCUACAUGUCCCCAAGGCAUUCAGUGCCUUGCGUGAAUGUCAUGGUGCCAUGCAGUAGUUUUUAGGGACAUUCGUGUGCACUGAGAGUACUGGCACGCUCAUUUGGAAGUCCAGACUUUGAAUCCAUACCCUGUUUAAUAUGGCCUUAAAUUCACCAGUUGAAAUAAGAAAGUUUGAACCCAGGUGUGGUUACACACACCUGUAAUCGCAGCCCUCAGGAGGUGGAGGGAGGAAGAUCGGGAAUUCAAGGCCGCCCUUGAAUUCCAAAGCAACUGUCAAUCACCUCUCCAAACAAUCCGCUGUAGAAGAGAAAGAUAUGGAAACCAUAUCUCUAUGAAUUCCUUCCCAUCUUUCAGAAACCGGAGGAUGCACGGAGUUACAGAGAGCUUAGAGCUACGUCUCGUUUCCCCUACGAGGUGAUUGCUUGCGGCUCUGCUCCGCCAUCCUCCAAGCUUUGAGAAAGCAUCUUUAUUUUAGGACAAAAUACAUACUUGUACAUUCUCAUUGCUUCUCCAAACUAGAACAACUUUCUCUUAAAAAAGAGAAAGCCAGGUUUAUAGACCUUACUGUAAUCUUACCUCACAAUUAAAAUCAUAGUCCUCUUCCCCUGGGAUACUUCUGGGAUUAGUUUUGUUGCUGAGUUACUUUUAUUGUGGGCAGAUGUGUAGGGUAAGUUUCUUACAUAUGUUUUUAAAAAGAUUUAUUUAUUUAUUUUAUGUACAUAUGAGUACACUGUCCUGUCUUCAGACACACCAGAAGAGGGCUUCGGUUUCCCAUUACAGACGGUUGUGAGCCACCAUGUUGUUGCUGGGAUUUGAACUCAGGACCUCUGGAAGAGAAGUCAGUGCUCUUAACCACUGAGCCAUCUCUCCAGCUCCUUAUAUAUGUUUUUAAAGCAUACAUAUGAACUCAAAAGGAAAAUCAUCCUCUUAUAGCCCUUAAUUUUUUUAUUGAUACUUAAAUAUUUCCUAUAGGUUGAGUAUAGUUAAUAUUUUAUGAAUUUUUAUAUGUCCAUUUCAUACACUGAAUCUGAAUGAUUGAAAAUGAAGCAGUAACAAUCCUGCUGAGAAGAAUCUGGCAGUCAACUUACGGAAAUUAGGCAUGGAAAACUAAAGAAAGAGAGCAGUUAAAUGUUUAGCGAGCUGUGGAUAUUUAUUAUAAAAGCUCAGAAGCCAGCAAGAUCCUGGGGAGUUAGUAUUAUUACUUUGUUUUGGUUUUCUAUGUAUCUCUUUUACAAAGACCCUGGCCCACUGGCUAUACAGUCAGAUAUAGGCCACAUUUUGAGGUUGCAUGGCAGCAACCUCAAAAAAGGCACUCAAGAAACAUUUGGUUGGAUAUUCACAUGAGUGAACCAAAACGUCCACUUUUAAAUAAGUAACUACUGAAGGAAUACAUGGUUGGGCCCUGGAAGGUGUUUUGACUAGUUUAUUUGUGUUCACUGGGACUUGAAUUCCCUUCCUCCUCCCUGCACCUCGGGCCUCAAUCUUACGGUAACUAGCAGAUCCAGGCAUGCCUCUCUGUAAGCAGGAACACAGGAAGGAACCCCAAAUCCCUCUUCAUUAUUUUCUCAGUUCCCAGGGCAGCCCACACACUGGUGCUGUCUGUCACCGUCUCGAAGGCUCCAGAUCCAUCUGCCAGCUAGGAAUGACUCGACUUCCCUGGGCCUCUGCCACCCCGGCUCCCCUUAAUUAAACCUGCCUGCUGUCCCCAGGGUGCUCUAAGACUUGAUUACCUUGUCAAAUCUUCUGUCUCAUGAAAUCCAUCCUAUGGGGCAAAAUGGAAAAGUAAAUAACCAAACUCAUUAAACCGGUGCUCUUAUUUUGCACGGAAUCUAAGUCAAUCAAUUCCCACCCCUUGGGCCUGGUAGUGACGAUGACUCGCUGUCCAAGCAAAGUGCAUGUUUGUGGCAACCGUCUGCCUUCUCAACACAGAGCGCUGUGUUCCACCAAAGCACCGGAUGCCUGAAGCAUGGCCGCAGAAGGUUCUAGGCUUACGUUUCUUCCUUGUUCUCUUUCAUCCUCUUUAUCUGUGCUGCUUCUGACUCUAGCAUUACUUCCCUGCCUGCGUUUUCGUGAUAACGGAUUCAAACCUUUAACCUAUCAAGUCUUACUACUUUAGAAGGUUUUCGUCAGAAUGCUCUGAGGUUUCACUUGCUGAGUCAUGGUGAACAGGACAAGGAGAGAGGAGAAGAAAAGAAUUGAUCCAUGCUUCCCUCUGAGUAAACAAAGUGACCCAGAUACUACCAACCAUUCUCUUACAGUUUAGUUAUUGGAACUCUCUGAGCAUUUUAUUGGGCAGUUUGGGGAUCAUACAUGUUUGAUAUCAUUUUUAUUCAAAGAUUGCACCCUACCUACAAACACAGUUUUUUAAGUUCUUGUCCAUAAAUUCUUUUUAACAGCCUCCUUUACUAAGGUUCUAUCUCCCAGUCUUGGGAGCCUAUCUGCUCUGGUUUACUUUGGCACAGAUCACAAUCUGAUGGUAUACUUGAACACAUCACAAUCUGAUGGCAUACUUGAACACAUCACAAUCUGAUGGCAUACUUGAACACAUCACAAUCUGAUGGCAUACUUGAACACAUCACAAUCUGAUGGCAUACUUGAACACAUCACAAUCUGAUGGCAUACUUGAACACAUCACAAUCUGAUGGCAUACUUGAACACAUCACAAUCUGAUGGCAUACUUGAACACAUCACAAUCUGAUGGCAUACUUGAACACAUCACAAUCUGAUGGCAUACUUGAACACAUCACAAUCUGAUGGCAUACUUGAACACAUCACAAUCUGAUGGCAUACUUGAACACAUCACAAUCUGAUGGCAUACUUGAACACAUCACAAUCUGAUGGCAUACUUGAACACAUCACAAUCCGAUGGCAUACUUGAACACACCACAAUCUGAUGGCAUACUUGAACACAUCACAAUCUGAUGGCAUACUUGAACACACCACAAUCUGAUGGCAUACUUGAACACAUCACAAUCUGAUGGCAUACUUGAACAAUGGUUGUUUGCCCUCUUUAAUAGCAUUUCAGAUUUUUAUGAACACAGAGAGAUGGGACUGAUGGAAACUGCUACGACGGCUCUUUGACCCAUUACUUCUUUUCCCUGCACUAUCACAUGGCACCUCCAUUGACAGCCUUCACUUCACAAAUGUCCUCAGUGCUGGAUGAGAAUUUGCCCUCUGACUCAUAGAUGAUGGUUUCUGGGUCAUCCUGUGUAACAGUGAGCAAGAUGGCUCUCCGGGUCUUGAAUUCAGGUUAUAUUAAAAGUACAGUCAAAGAGAACUUACAUGUGUUUAUGAUAGAAGGAGGCCUAAUUGGACGGAUGGGAAAGAAUUGUGGAGCAGGAAGUAGUAGAGUUGAGAGGAAGCUGACGCUUCUAUUAUAUCCAUAUGGCUCGAAAAGCUGUUAGACACCUUUAUAGAAACCAGGUGGUAGCAUGAGUCUAGAACUCAUGUUCUAGCCAGAGCUGAGUGGAUUGGUCCCCGGAAUCAUUUGCUUGGAAAUAUAGCUAGAGGAGUGAAGCUGGAAUAGACUCUCGAAGUUGCUGGUAUUUAAAAAGGUAUCUUGGUCAGCAGAGCAGACCAAGUCCCUGAGAGCCCUGAGGUGACCGGGAAAUAGAGCAAAAUUGCCAUUGCUGUUUCAUCUCAGAAGCCUGAGGGGAAAAUACAUCGGGGGAAGAGAAAAAUCAGUCUCAUCCAAUACUUCUUCGAGGCAGACAAAAACAGACAAUUUAGCAAAAUACAGAUGAUUCAAGGGUGGGAGGAGAGGCACGGGUGGGGUAAGUUAAAUGAACAGACUAUAAAUAACACAUAAAUUGAUCCAGGAGGGAGAAGCCACAUCACCACCACUGGAGGACCUUUGUAUGGGACACGUGCAAUGCUUUGCUGUAGGGUCUAAGAAUGAAAAAGUAUAAAAGCAGUCCUCAGGGUUUGGAAGCUAGAACAAGGUCUGUGUAGGCAGACAUUCCGAUCCGUCGAAUCCUGUAAAUGCAUGACUGUAAUUCGUUAGGCUCGUGGACAAGUUGUGUCUUCAUUGGAAGACAGCGUAGCACGGAGAUGAUGGUAGCUAGAAUUCGUCUCUUCUAGGGUGCGUCCUCCAUGACACAGGCCUUGGGCAACGGUGUGCCAUCAAAGAGAAGUUCUUAAGUAGAAGAACACUAACUGUGAUUUGAACAAGGGAAGCACAAAGGGACAUAAUACAUAAAUCAGUUAUGACAAUUUUGGAAGCAGGAAGCCAGAAUCAGAGUGGUGCAGACAAAGCAGCAGUGGGGCGACUUGAUCUGGGUGCCCCUAUGACUGAGAGACAUCUGGACCCACAGUGAAGAUUGCCUUGUGAUCAAGAUGAACGGAUGAGGACAAACUUGGUGGUAUGAAAUUAUUACACCAGGCCUGUCACUGAGAAGUGCCUCAGGGAGGAGUCCGUAAAGAUAGGUUUGAGGACAAGUAAAGAAAAUGUAAAGGCAGGUAAAGAGACUUAGGCUAUGUGUCCGAAGGAGGAAAUGCUGGAAGGGUGGCACCACGAGAGUGAUGUAAUGGUCAGAACAGUAGAAGUGUUUCUUAAAAGACCACAGUAAGCUCAGCUUAGAUGGUGAUACAAGAUGCCUGUUGAGAUCAGCAAAAUGUUCGAAAGAAAAGUAAAACAAGGAUUUUAUAAGAACAGUGGAAUAACUAUUUAAUGAUUAGUCUCCCUUCCUCCCUUCCCCUUCUCCUUCUCCCUCUCCUUUUUUCUCCUCCUCCUUCUCCUUCUUCUCUUCCUCCUUCUCCUUCUCCUUCUCCUUCCCCUCCUCUUCCUUCUUCUCCUCCUUCUCCUUCUCCUCCUUCUCCUCCUUCUAUUCCCUCUUCUUCUAUACCUUCUCCUCCUCUUCUUGUUUUUCUUGUCUUUCCUCCUCUUCCUUCUCCUCCUCUUUUUCCUCCUCCUCCUCCUCUUUUUUUCCUUUCUCUUCUGGUACCCCUGGGAAUUAGAUGUAUAAUGUCUUCCAUUCUCCGUACCCUACCAAAACAGUCUGCCAUGAAAGUAAAAAAUAGCCCAUCUAGGUUCUAUUUGUUAAGAAAAUUGAUUUUUUUUUCCAGCCCAGCUUUUGAAUCUGAAUACAGAGCCUGCGAUUCUUCAGGCUCAGAGCAAUGGGCAUCCUCAGAUCGUCUUGGGAAGGGACCAAGGAUGACAACGAUGGAUCACCGGUUCCCUUCUAGGAUCUUUGUCAACGAGAGGACAUCCAUAACCAGAGAACAACUCAAUUCUUUACUGGAGACUUAUAAUGUUUUCUAUGAAAACCAGAAAAAUCUGCAUAUAUUGUAUGGACAGACCGAAGACGGACAGCUGAUUGUUGAAGGGAUGCUGGACAUUUUCUGGGGAGUCAAACGACCCAUACAGCUGAAAAUACAAGAUGAGAAGCAAAUCUCUUCCUUUGAUCUGUUGAAGUCACCGGAAACCUUUUCCAGCAAAGGGAGGAUGACUCGUUGGGGAGAAUUCGAUGACCUUUACCGUAUUAGUGAGAUGGACAAGACCCAAGCUCUAGCCCCUGAAGCCAGGCAUACCCCGGAAGACUAUUUAUCUUGCUACAGCGUCCUGAAGCAAUGUGCAGAUGAAGAGCCCGAGUCGCCAUUGCUCUACAGGACCGUGAGUGAAGCAGCUUUGGUGAGGAAAAGAAUGAGGGCCCCAGAGAUGUACAGAAAAGACAGAAUGGGGACGCUAGCGAAGCACAGAGCCUCUAUCAAUGGACACGUCUAUGACCAUGAGACGUCCAUCUUCACCCCGACCUUCGGAUCAGAGACUAAGGUCAGAGCCAAUAGUAUUAUGAAAACCGAAGAAGUAAUAAAGCAGCUUCUCCAAAAAUUUAAGAUCGAGAAUAGCCCUCGGGAUUUCGCUCUUUACAUUAUUUUUGGGACAGGAGAGAAGAGAAAGCUAAAGAAGACCGAUGUCCCACUGCUGCAGAGGCUAAUACAAGGGCCAUCCAAAAGCAACGCUCGGAUCUUCCUCAUGGAUAAAGACGCAGAAGAAAUUAGCAGUGAUGUGGCUCCGUACAUUAAUUUUCACUUUUCUUUCUUGAAAUCCAUCCUUCAAAGAUUAGAUGAAGAAGAGAAAAUGGAGAUUGAGAGAAUUAUGGCAAAGUUCAAUACCGAAAGAGCCUUUAUACUGAAGUGUCUUCAGAGUAAACGGGCAGCAAAAACGGAGACCACAGUCUAGAAGCGGCAGCUCCUGCUUGUAAACCCUCAACUGAGUCAGAGGGGGCGCUGCUGAACCGGUGUUCGGUCUGCUCUGCGUCCUAAUAUGCAGGACCUUGAAGCUUUGGGAAGCUGAAGGCCAGGCAGUUUGCUUCCUCUUUGAAAUGCUGAGGUGGGCUGCGGUUCAGAGUUGGACGAAAGCAAGAUGGGACUUCAUCUGGGUAACUGCAGGAAGCCUGCACACUGCCGCUUUCCAAAUAUCAUCCAUAGCGAAUUCUUGACUGAGCUCGGACUGAAGUGGCCUCAGUCUUGUCACAUGGUUUAAACUUGUUUUAUCUUGCACUCUUGAAAGAGCAUAGACCCUCGAUGGCUCAUAGACGAUGGGAAGCAAACAUCUCCAGUUCUUGUUGUAAACCAUGUUCUGAAGCCAUCAGGGAUCUGAACUGACCGUGUUUCGCAGCUGUGGAAAGUUCGAACAUUUUCAUACGAUUUAGAAGUAGAUGCGCGAGGGCUGACGGUUGUUAACUCUGUAGUAUCAGAGUUACCUGAAUUUUUACAAUAAAAUGGUUUUGGACUUUGUAAAGAAACCUAGACUCUAGGCUGGAGAGAAGACUAAGUGGUUCAAAGCAUUGACUAUAUGAACCUAUAUGACAUAUAGGUUCAGUUCCCAGCACCUAUAGGGCAUCUCACAACCGUCUGUAGCUCCCUUCCUGGAGGAUCUGAUACCCACCUAUGUGGGCAUUGCAAGCACAUGGUGCACAGACACAGGCAGGCAAAACAGCUAUAUAUGUAAAAAAUAAACAAAUAUUUUUAAAAGAGAAAACCCUAAA
Messenger RNA from Rattus norvegicus (Norway rat), 7868 nucleotides. The record is from RefSeq and is a predicted model, not a curated record. Lineage: Eukaryota; Metazoa; Chordata; Mammalia; Rodentia; Muridae.